This is a messenger RNA of Symbiodinium sp. CCMP2456, 2667 nucleotides long. The record is from the annotation of a GenBank genome assembly. Lineage: Eukaryota; Dinophyceae; Suessiales; Symbiodiniaceae.
AUGCCAACGCCCGGUCCAAUGCUAACGCCGCCCACCACGCUGGCAGUGGGAGUUCGAAGCUUCGUGCUGUCUCAGUUGAUUGCUGCAAGCCUCAACUCCGCAGCCAUGCAGAGCUCGUCCGUCAUGAUGUGUUUGUCCCUCCAGCUUGUGUUGCUUGCACCGCGGGCGUUCGCAGAAGCCUCGGUGCCGAUGCUCCGCGGCCUCACACGCGGCCUCGCCGAGCUUCCCAGCUGUACAGAGAAACCCAACUUCCACUUGGCACGUGCUUCGUGGUGUGGAGAGCAGAAGGAGCCCAUGGCAUGCUCCAAGGACGUGGACAGCCCCAACCCUAUCUGGGACUGCCACCUACAGGCCGAUGGUUGGUGCUCCUUGGGUGGCAGCCCUUGUGCUUGGCCUGAAGGAGCACCGGCCAGGGAGGUGUCCAGCGACUGGCAGAACCAGAACUCCCAAGGUCAAGCGACGCGCUUUGUCACCUGGAACCUUUACGUCUUCACAUUGGCCGGCCGUAUCCAUCCUGUCGUGGACGAGCUUCUGCGAAUGCAACCAGAGAUCGCGGCCAUUCCAGAGAUGUGGCACGAGAAGGGUGCCAUCCUGGAUCUGCUCAACCAGAGGUCCGGCAGCGUUUGGGCCUUUGCCACAGGAGGAGCCACCGAGCAAUUCAAUGAUGCAGACAUCUUGUUCAGGACUGACAAGUGGGAGCACAUUGCUAGCGACCUUGUUCCCUUCUCGGCAGGGCGUGCUAUUAAUUGGGCAGCCUUGAGGCGCAAGUCUGAUGGCUACACACUGAUUGCAUCUGGGACACAUCCCCUUUGCUGUCAGGGCGACUACGUCAUUACAGAGGCUGUCGAUUUCGUGACCAAGACCUUAAGUCAGGUGCAGAACCGUCAUCCGUACCCCAUCGUCCUCAUGGGGGACUUGAACACCGGCUACUUCCAGCCUUCGCAGCAGCUUUUGAGACAAGGGCAGGUUGAGGCCUUUGGGCGGCAUUGGCAAAUUCCAAUGACGUUCACAGAUGCAUGGGCCGAGCUUCAUCCCGGCAAUCCGGACCCCUCCACGAUCAACGAUGACCCGGUGCGACUGGAUUAUGUGUACUUCCAGAAGACGCCGUUUUCCGUAGGCCAGUCCAUCGUGCAGUCUCAGAUAUGGCCGCGAGCCGCAGCUCCCGCCAUGACGGCUCCAAACACGGGCUGCCUCUUCUGGGAGCUGACUCUGGAGGCCAGGACGAUGGCUAUGAAGAUGACAAAAAGUGGUGAUGACAUCGAUGACGUGGUGCUGGUGGUGGAAGAAGCCCGGGAUCCUCUGGCAGGGUUUGGGGGCGAUGGCAGCUGGUACGAGAUCGUCCCAGCGAAGGACGGCGACCUACUGAUCUUUGAGUCGUCUCGCCGCUCUACAUUGCUUAGGCGCUUCGCCGUGGCCAGCGAGACCUUCGGCGAGGGCCAGGAGCUUUCCUUGGCCGUGCAUGCGGCAGUGCCAUCCCCAGCGAGCCCCGAGAAGGCCUGCCUUCUUCACUGCCCAUCUCAUUGGGGCUCCGACCACCGGUAUGAGGUGUACAGCCUCGACACAUCGAAUCCCGACUCCUUCCCGGCUCUGGAGCCACUCUUCGUUUCGUCGGCCUCCAAGGCGGAGAAGGAAAAGCUGGUGGAGGCGGGCAUCGCGCAAAUUGCGCCCAAGCAACGGCAUGGGUUCAGCCUCGCACCGUACGACUGCAGUCUCUACUUCCUCUGUGGCCUGCAGCACUUCCCUGGUGAUGUCACGGGCUCGUUCGUCUACUGCUUCAGUUUGGAGGAACGCGAGUGGACGGAAGUGGAGUAUACUGGCACCUUCCCAGCGACGAAGCCGGGAGUGUCCUACCAGGGCUGUCGAUUUGGCCAGAGCUGCGUGGUGCAGGGGCACAGAGCUUGGAUCUUUGGUGGGUGUGUGAGCAACGAGGCCGGUGGCGUGCAGCCAACCAGUGGCCUUUUUUCCUUCGAUCUCGAGGAGCAUCACUUCGAGGAGAUUGCGGGUGCAUCGCCCAGCAACUGGCCUCCUGCAUUAACAGCCCAUUCAUCAGUGGCAUCUGACGGCAAAGUCUUCGUCUUCGGCGGUGGUGACGGCGCACAAGACGUGUACUGUUACGACGUCGGAAAGUCUAGCUGGGCACUGCUGCCACCGCUCCUCCUUGGGCCCCGACCUUGCGACGGCCGAGUCGCGCACGCCGUGGCGGACGGUUACGUGGUGGCCUACCAGCAGACGGAGGGCUCGGACCCGGCAUCCGAAGAGCCAAACGUGGGACACAGCCUUUUUCGCAUCACCCGUGAGCAGCUGAGCCGGAGGGCAGAGACAAGUGCCCGUGACUUCCGAGACCGCAAGCCCGAGGGGAUGAGUGAGCUCGACUUUCUCCUGGAUGAGGCGACCGCGGAUGCAGCCUUUCUCAUCGACGAUACGAGGCUCCCCGUUCACCGCGCCGUGCUGCGUCGCUUCGCGCCUGCGCUGGCGAAGGUGGUGGCAGAAAAGCCUGUUGUGGCACUGAAUGGAAAGGGUGUGACCAUUCCAGCAGUGCAGCAGCUGCUUCAGCAUGUCUACUCCCGCUACAUGGACCCUGUCAGCCCUGCGGAGGCGGAAAUGCUUCUGAAACUGGCACAUCACUUCCAGCUGAUGCCAUUGGUGCAGCUUUGUCAGGAGAACAUA